AUGAAGUUGGAUAUUCUGCUCAAGGUCAAGGGAAUCAGACCUGAUGAGAAAACGCAGAUGACAUCAGUGGACCGAAUGGCUAGUGCAAAUAUUCCAUAUUUGCCUGCUAUGGAGCAGACCCGAAUGCUAGCACACACUUUAGCUCAGAACACCAAUCCAAAGUUUCAGAAAUCCAAGUUACUUCAUUUUGUUUCAAAGAUGAGUUGUGUGGAAUUGAAUAUUGAGGAUAACCAGAUGGACACUGAGGGGCAUGAAGUUGUGGAGACUCCGUUUCUUGAGAUUCUUGUUGCUGGAGGAAAGGUAGCUCCAUUGUUCCUGGAUAUACACCGAGACCAUUUUGCACUCACACAGAAAUACAUAGAAUGGGUUGGAUAUCUUGAUGAAUUGUCUCCACGUGUGCCAUUAUACAAAGUAAUGGAGGGAAAUGAACCUUCUUUCUUCACAACAUACUUCUCAUGGGAUCCUUCUAACCCAUCAGUGCUGUUGGUGAUUGGCUUAAAGUAG
Messenger RNA from Lactuca saligna, 504 nucleotides. Lineage: Eukaryota; Viridiplantae; Streptophyta; Magnoliopsida; Asterales; Asteraceae. The record is from the annotation of a GenBank genome assembly.